Molecule: messenger RNA, 2276 nt
Organism: Pelobates fuscus (common spadefoot toad)
Lineage: Eukaryota; Metazoa; Chordata; Amphibia; Anura; Pelobatidae
Product: cytochrome P450 1B1
Exons: 3
Coding region: 517-2163 (548 amino acids)
Biological process (GO): hormone biosynthetic process; progesterone metabolic process
Molecular function (GO): iron ion binding; heme binding; steroid 17-alpha-monooxygenase activity
Source: RefSeq, a predicted model, not a curated record
GGGGUUAAUGUCUCCGAAUUGCCUGAGCAGAGAAGUUAUCCAGCCAAUAAUAAACAAGGUAGAUUCCUGGAUGAUGUCAGAAUUACAACUUCAACACUCCAAGAGGGAAAGGGGGAAAUCUUAAAAUCAGAGAUCCGUCAGACAGCGAGAAGUAGUGUGUGGGAUAGAACUUCGCUAUGGAAUGGAUGCUGUACGUUCUUCACACAGGGUUCCAAGCUAUAGUCCACCACUGGGCGGCGACUGAGUCUCUGACCACUAAGGAGGCCACUGGGCAGGCUGAGCUCAUAGGGGACAUCCCUGAGUAAUAUGGAGCAAGUGGAAUAAAGUGUCAAGUCAACUACUUAGACCUGGACUGACUUCAAUGAGGAUUUGGCAUCUGCAGAGAUAAGACCCUGGCUAUACAGAGAGCUCUGAGGAACACAAUUAAACUCUGUUAUCCUAAAUGCAAGAAUGUUCUUCACCUGACAACUUAGCAAGGACUCAUUGCACAGGUCCAGUCUCUCAUCCGUCCUGAAGAUGUAUGAAGUUCUUCCCAUUCCAUCCUUGAACAGUGUUCUUCUCUCCUUCCUGAGCAUUCUAGCUGCUGUAUACAUAUGGAAUUGGAUCAACGUCUGGAUUAUCCCCAGAUUUUCUGGAAACUCUCCUUCACCACCUGGUCCUUUCCCAUGGCCAUUGAUUGGCAAUGCUUUGCAGCUAGGUAGUUCUCCUCAUUUGUCUUUCGUGAGCUUAGCCAGGCGAUACGGCGAGGUAUUCCAGAUCAAGCUGGGCAGCCAGAAGGUGGUUGUCCUCAAUGGGGAAAAGAUCAUUCGCCAAGCACUGCUGCAGAAGGGAGCAGACUUCGCUGGUCGUCCUGAUUUUGCUUCAUUCCAGUUUGUAUCAGGGGGACGAAGUUUGGCAUUUGGUGCCUAUAAUGAGAGGUGGAAAGCUCAUCGCAAAGUGGCCCAUUCCACUGUGAGAGCCUUCUCCACUGGUAACCCCCAGACCAAGCAAAGCCUGGGACAACACGUUCUCAGUGAGACCAGGGAGCUCAUUGAAUUGUUCUCGGAACUUGGUCAGGGAGGUAAGUCCUUCUCCCCUGGAAGACAUCUGGUGGUCGCCGUGGCCAACGUGAUGAGUGCUGUGUGCUUUGGUCAGCGCUAUAGCCAUGGCGAUCUAGAGUUCCAGUCUCUCCUAAGUAAUAAUGACAAAUUCAGUAAGACUGUAGGGGCCGGCAGUCUGGUGGAUGUAAUGCCUUGGCUCCAGUAUUUCCCAAACCCAGUGAGAAAUGUCUUCAGAACCUUCCAGCAGGUCAACCAUGAGUUCUACAGCUUCGUCUACAGCAAGUUCCUCCAGCAUCGCCAUACAGUCAUGCGGGGGGUUACCAGAGAUAUGCUGGAUGCUCUCAUUCACACCUUAAUAGGGAAGGAUGGCAACAAGGAGACAACUCAAAAUGGAAUAGAAAAAGAAGCGGGGGUUAAGAAUGGCCAGCCAGGCAAUCACUUGCUGGAGAGUGACCAUGUUCCAUCUACUGUAACAGACAUAUUUGGGGCCAGUCAGGAUACCUUGUCCACAGCCAUGCAAUGGCUGUUCUUCUUCCUUAUCAGAUAUCCAGACGUUCAGAAAAAGAUGCAAAAGGAACUUGACAAGAUCGUUGGGAGAGGUCGUUUGCCUUGCAUAGAUGAUCAGCCAAGUCUACCCUACAUCAUGGCAUUUCUUUAUGAAUUAAUGCGUUUUAGCAGCUUUGUCCCUGUCACCAUUCCACAUGCAACAACAAAGGAUACACAUUUAAUGGGUUAUCAUAUUCCAAAAGACACUGUAGUGUUUGUCAAUCAAUGGUCUGUCAAUCAUGAUCCUAUGAAAUGGUCCUCUCCAGAAGAAUUUGACCCUUCUAGAUUUCUAGAUGAUAAAGGCUUUCUAGACAAAGACCUAGUAAGUAGUAUCAUGAUCUUCUCAGUUGGCAAGAGGAGAUGUAUCGGUGAAGAGUUAUCAAAGCUGCAAUUGUUUCUUUUUGCUUCAGUCUUAGUCCACCAGUGUGAAUUUACUGCUGACCCUACAUGUAACCUCAAUCAGGAAUGUGACUAUGGACUGAGCCUCAAGCCCAAACCAUUCACGAUCACCAUGACCCUUCGGGAUGGAAACAUGAACUUGUUGAACAACUCUGUUCUCAGAAUGAAUACUGAAUAAUAACACAGUGAACAUUGAACAUUUGAGAACAAAAUUGUGAAUCGUGUUCCAUCAUUCUUGUCUUUUCACACAAAGAACAAAACUGAAACUGGUCAAAAAAACAAUGAAAUUUU